Mollisia scopiformis is the source of this 1757-nucleotide messenger RNA. RefSeq names its product amidase signature enzyme. The record is from RefSeq and is a predicted model, not a curated record. NCBI's taxonomy places the organism in Eukaryota, Fungi, Ascomycota, Leotiomycetes, Helotiales, Mollisiaceae. The transcript has 11 exons. Bases 60 to 1556 code for a protein of 498 amino acids.
GCUUCCGUUAGACUCCGGCACACCUUUUUAUCUCUGCUCUUUCGACCCAGUAUCUUGAGAUGCUCACAAGGGCACUGCACUUCCUACAUCCUGCCGCCAUGGCGAAGACUAUCAACCCGCUCGAAAUUACUGUGCUCGAACUUCAGAAUGGCCUGAGUAAUGGUGAUUACGACAGUGUUCAAGUUGUACAGGUACAUCUAGACCAGAUCAACAAACAUAAUGAGCGGCUUCGUGGCGUCAUCCAAACAGCACCCACAGAGAUUCUGUUUGCAGCCGCCCGAGCUCUAGACCAAGAGCUGUUGGUCAAAGACAAUAUAAAUACUCACCCAUCUUUGGGAAUGGGCACUACUGGCGGUUCAUUCGCUCUUCUCCAUGCGAAACCAAACGCAAAUGCCGCGGUGGUCGAAAACCUUCUGGAAGCUGGUGCGAUCAUCAUCGGAAAGGCCAACCUAUCCGAAUUAGCCUGUUUCAAGGGAGACAAACUUUGGUGUGGCUGGUCCGCUAUUGGUGGUCAAGGUCAAAGUCCAUAUGUUGAAGGUGGCCUCGACCCGAAGGACAACUUUGGUGGUCAUAGUAACCCCGGCGGAUCAUCCUCUGGAUCUGCAAUCUCUGUCGCGGCAGGGUUUGCCCCGAUUUCCGUGGGUACGGAAACGUCCGGCAGCCUCUCCAUGCCUGCAAAUAGGGCUGCUUUGUUUACGAUGAAGUCAACUCUGGGCCUUAUUCCAUCAGAGGGUAUCAUGCCUGCAUGCAGCUAUUUGGACUCAGCUGGCCCGAUGGCAAAGACUGCGUUGGACUUUGCCUACCUUCUUCAGGCCAUGAUAGGCAAAGGCUCGAAGGACUAUGCGGCUGCUGCAACUGCCCGUUGGGAUGGUAUCAGAAUUGGUGCUGUUGAUAGCGUUGAUUGGCCCAUGUCCACUUCUCAAGCUGCUUAUGAGGAGGCCUUUGUGACACAACAGCGAGGAGAGAUUGGGGCUGUAUACGAGAAGCUAAAAGAACUUGGUGUUGUGAUCAAGCAUCCAGUUUCCCUGAUCGGGAUCAAAGAGUUUGACGCAGACGGACCAAAUCCUAUGGGUGGCCUUAUGCUCAACAACAUUCAGCAGAACAUUGAUGACUACCUUGCGGACCUGGAAAUCUCCCCUGUUCGGACCAUGAAGGAAAUUGUUGAGUUCAAUCGACGUUACUCUCUUGUUGAACUUCCUCCCGACUACCCGAGCCAGGCUUAUCUUGAGUCAGCUCUUGAAGCCAAAGGAUGGACUAAAGAAGAAUCUGAAGCAGCGAUCCAGAAAAUGCAUGGCAUAGCUCGCGAGAGAGGAGUCGAUCAUACGCUCCGGGAAAAUGAUAUCAAUGUGAUCAUUGGUCCCUGUGACAGUAGACUUGAUGCAAUUGUCACUGGAUCUGGAUAUCCUUGCGUGACCCUCCCACUGUCUUACUAUAAACGAAACGGUCGUCCUUUUGGACUUAUUGCUAUCGCUACAGCGGGUGAAGAAGCUCUCCUUGUCCAACUUAUGAGCGCCUGGGAGGCUACCUUUCCCAAGAGACAAAGCCCCAAAUUGUGAACUGUCAAUGGUCAUCCAUUUUGGUGCAUGUCAUUUAGGUGGUUGAAUCGAGUCGAGGUUUGUGUGCUUUAGAGCUCACCGGCCUGACAAAAAUGAAAGCAAUAUCAAUCCGUUUAAGCCUGCUAGUAAUAGUUUAAAUGAUGAAAGGUUUGUGUUGUUUUAGUACACCACGGUUUAUUGUAGUGUUAGAUCAUUAAAGCG